CAUUUCGGCCCACACAUUUUUACUCUAAAAUUCAACAAAUUAUAAAUAAAUUCCGGCCUCCUUUAAAUUGUUUUAUUACUCCAUUACCCAUUUCACAAGUCACAUAAUCACAGUUUUAAGAAACGAGUCUUCAAAAAUGUCUCAAAAGCAAAUUUGAUAAUCGAUUUCCAGAAAUAAAUAUCUCCAAAAAUGGAAUCAUUCGAAUCAGCUCUUCCCUACGUGUUGAUCGGGUGCAUUUUCUAUGCAUUUGGUUUGAAAUGGUGCUGCGAGUACGCCAAAUUUUGGAUAACACCGAAGCGCAAUGAGGAAAACGAGCCGUCAAAGUCACGGAGGAUCGCUCGCUAUUGCGAGAAACUUUUCAUAAAUCAUCCGAUAGAAGGGAGUCUGAAACUGAUUGCCACUGCUGUUGGUCUAGUCGGAACAAUGAUCGGCGGAUUACCUGACAAUGUAACAGUAUCACCAAAAGUUGUUCACGCAACAAUUUAUUUAUUUUUCGCAUUUUCCGGCCUAGUCGAUGUGCUGACAUUUUACUUUCCCCGCAACGUGACAAACAGUUUGGCGCAUCUAGCCCUCGCCCAGAGUUUUUUCGUCGAGGGUUUCCUGUUUGUGUGGGCAAGCCCAACCACAAAUAUGGCCAACGGAAUACUUGCUGGGAUAGUUUGGAUGACCUCGUUCACGGUUCUACUGGAAAUCGUCUGGCCAGAUCUUAAAAUUCUACGAGGAUUCACGACUGUCCUGCAUGGCGGAUGGAUCGCCCACAUGGUCAGAACAUAUCCAGUGGAAAUUUAUUCACCUGAGCGAGUGGCGCUCGCAUUUUCUUGGCACAUCGCUACAGCUUUUGGAGUAACUCUCUGCAUCGUCGCUGUUACUCGCAGCUGCAUACCGAGAGUCGCUGAGGAACCACCGGAAAUUCCUAUUUAUGACUAUUGCCAUGAGCCCCAUCAUGACAUUUAAAUGACUAAAUUUAUUUUUAAAUUUUUCUAGUGCUAUUUAUUUUUACACUUGACAUGACUGAUUAUUGUAUUUUAGAUUAAUUAUUUUACUGUACGUAGAUUAGUGAUACUUCAAGUGCCAAAAGAGUCGCAGAAAUUAGUCACCAGGGUAUUUUUUUGUAGACUUUUUUAUUGAUUUAAAUAUUGUGCCUUCUUAUGGAAAAACUUUUUAUCAUUUUUUUACAGACGAAAAUUAUUUUUGGAAAUGUUGUAAUUAAAAAAAUUUUGAUAACUCAUUUUUAUUCUCUAUUAAUAAAAAAAUUUUUUAACUAAUAUCAUAUUGAAUUAUGUUCCUGAAGAUCGGAACAUUUUUUUCAAAACGAAAAUAAAAAGUAAAAAUUUUACGAGAUCUAGAUUUCUGAAAUCUUUCGCACGUCAGCUAAAAAUUACAGCCCCCUCUCCCUCCUCACCUCCAGAUCUACCCCUAAAGCAGAGAGACUACACAAUUUUUUUUAAUUUUCGUUGCCAGAUAAACUUUCUGAUCUUUAAGUACUUAUAGAAUUUAAAUGUAUAUUUAUUAAUUUAACUACCGCCGAAAUUUUAUACUACCAAAUUUUUUUUUAGUAGCUUUUGGCUGUCAACGAUUAAGUAAUUGGCAAAUUAAAUACGAGCAAUUACUUCAAUUAUAAACAUUGGAAAAAUUAAAACUGAUGCUGUCAUCCCGGCUUUCAAUUCCUUUGAAAAAAUUUCCUGAGAAAAUACAAAGAAAAAUGUGAUGUGUCGUAUAGACUCAGA
Messenger RNA from Microplitis demolitor, 1727 nucleotides. RefSeq names its product transmembrane protein 45B-like. The coding region runs from base 190 to 954 and encodes 254 amino acids. The record is from RefSeq and is a predicted model, not a curated record. NCBI's taxonomy places the organism in Eukaryota, Metazoa, Arthropoda, Insecta, Hymenoptera, Braconidae. The transcript has 2 exons.